AUGGCCAGUCCGCGCGGUAAAUUUCCCAUUAUUUUAUAGUUUAUUUUGAGUUUAGAAGUUUGGGAGAGAUUUUUUGCCGCCUGUGAUCUGCCUACCAAGGUGCAGAGGCAAUACGCCGCCAAGUUCACACUCGAGAGAAUCCAGCCGUACAUGUUGAAGGAUCUGGGGAAGGAAGAGCUCAGAAGUCUUGGUGUAACUGCUCUUGGAGACCAGGUAAGCAAAAGAAGGUGUUGUUUUAUGUAAAGUAAUGUUUAUAGUUGGCUAUCCUUCAUUAUAUUCGGGAUACUAAUGGAAACCCAUCUGUCUUUCGCCAAGUUUCUUCGAAUAACGUCUCUUCUUCCAGCCAAGGUGAGUGCAAUGUUCUUUUCUUGUCAUUUUUAGGUAUAAAGCAGUAUACUGUGGAAGUAAUGUACUUUUUCUAAUAUUUGAAUGGUAUCUCUUGCUGCUUACGAUUGAUGGGAAUGUAUCUAGCACCUUCUUGUCACUUUUCUGACUAUAUUGUUUUAGCCACAUCAAGUUCUCAACCCCGAACCAGAAUAGUCAAACAAGGCCAUGCCCUGACGGUGGCUGAUGACAUUCCAAUCAGAAAUCAAAGCCGGGUAAUUCAGAAGCGAUCUCAAGCCUCUCCCCAAGUUGUGUCAAGGCUUCGGAGUGAUGAAAUUCUGCGAGAGGAGAGAAGGCAAAGAUUCGCGUAAGUUAUUUCACACCCAUUUUUAUUUUCUUCCUUAGGACCACUCAACCUUCGACCAGCAGAGUGUUUGUGAACCGAAACUUCAGUUCGGAGGUCCGAACCUCCCGGCCAGUUUCUUAUGAACAAGCUCCAUCUCGAAUCCAUCAACGUGUAUCCUAUUCAGGAGAUGGUCAAAGAAGCCAGAGAGCUUCAAACGGCCGCACUCAGAUCCGCUACGUAGAAGAGGCGGCUCCGAGAGCCCGCGUAAAGCAUUACAGACGGUAA
This is a messenger RNA of Bursaphelenchus xylophilus (pine wood nematode), 955 nucleotides long. The record is from the annotation of a GenBank genome assembly. NCBI's taxonomy places the organism in Eukaryota, Metazoa, Nematoda, Chromadorea, Rhabditida, Aphelenchoididae.